UUUUUCACCGUUUCCACAAGCAGGCCAAAUUCCUCCCCCCCCACUGUCUCUCCCAAACGGCUUGUUUGGACUGCUUUUACAAUUGAAUGUUUCUGGAAUACUGAUGGAAGCCUUCAGAACGACUAUUCUCGCGUUAAACGACGGUUCUCGAAUAUCUGGAACGUCGACGGUUAAUCGAAUGGAGGAUGGAAGGGGAAGGUUACUUGUGGAACAGGUGCAGAACGCAAGCAGAACGAAUUGACUAUAUCCUCGAUAUAACCAUUUGAGCCUAUUCAAGAUCAUGGCACCGAGAUUUACGUAUGACUUUGAGAGUUCAAAAAACGCGGGUCACUUCACAAAGGAUUCGUUGGCCUUUUAGGCAUCGUCGAAGUGGAAUGGCCUGGAAUGGUCCAAGCACCACACAGAUGGACGCACGCGUAGUGGCUUCCCUUUGUCGUGAUUCACAAAGGCUUCUCGAGUCAUAUAAAAUAAGCCUUUGUCUUCCCAUACCCUCUUUGCAACCCACCGACAUCCGCCUCCGCCUCCACCUCAUCAACAUGUGCAUCUCCGUUCACUCAGACGAAGAAAUUGGUGGUAUUGCCCGUGGAUCUAACCCCAGUGUCGCGAAAGACGACGAUGAUGUUCAUGAAGCGCAGUGGCAAUCGAAGGACGAAACGGACGAGGAGCUGGGCCUCCCGGAGGGGGCACGUGCUCCCAUAGCUGUUUCCUCUGUAUCGUCACGAACCAAAAGCCAUCAUUCCAAAGAUUUAUCGCAGGAUUCUCAACACGACACGUUCGAUGACGACCAGCCAGCUCGGUACCGUCAUUACCAUCCCCAUCUCUCCAAAACGGAUCGACAGCUCAUCCAAGAGCUUCAACUUAGUUUGGGUAAACAGACUCAUAAACUUAUGCAUUUGGAGCUGUCGAACGAGCAGCUCAGUCAUACGUUAUCCAUUCAACGCCGAAAACUCGCCUCUUCUGCUUCUGAGAAGCACGAACUUCAGCUCGAAGUUGGCGAGCUCAAGGCCACGUUACAGGAGUACAAGGAGGCGGUCGAAACGUAUGAAGCCGAGGUUGAGGAUCUCGCGCAAGAGAAUGUCGAGUUGAAGAACAACCUGGGCGAGCAGGCAGCUACGAUUGCUUCUCUUAAUGAGGAUAUCGAGCAGCGCAUGACGGAGAAUAAGGAGCUGAAGGCGGAAGGUGAAGAGACGAGGAAGAGGAUGGUAGAAAUGAACCGGGUGGUGAAUAAGAAGGAUAGGAUGUUGACGGAGGAAAGGUGUUCGAGUGCUGAGUUGGGUCAGGUGAAGAAGAGGAAUGAGGAGAUGGAGAAGAUGAAAAAAGGGCUCGAGAUUGAGAAAGCUAGGAACGAGAAGUUGAACAAUGCGGUUCUCGGCCGAACCGACCCGAUUCUUCCUUUGCCACUACCCGCGAAAGGCACCGACACGUUCGGUAAUGCUACUCUGAUGACCCUUUUGAAUCAACGCACGGACUCUGAAAAGCUAUUCGAAGGCGAACUCGCGCUCAUAGCUGAGAUCUUUUUGGACCCGCCUCCCAUUCAUGAUCCUUCUAUGCUCACGAUGGUGACUUCGCUUAUCAAGGUACUUCGGCUCGCUCAUGAUGUGUUAGAAGAAGACAAUGCAGUCAUUGAAUGUGCUCAGAAGGAGAUUCUGAGGCUCGAGAGACAGCUGGAUCGUGUUGACAGUAGUGAAGGUGAAGGUGAAGGUGAAAGGCGAAAGACGCCUGUCCAUCACAUGCCGGCUCACCUAGGAUCAUCUGUUGACGAUGGUUCUUGUGGGCAAACCAACGUUGCGGAGCUAAAAGAGUGGUUGAAGAAGGAACAGGAGGUUUCAGUGGCGUUGGAGAGAGAGUUGACGAAGCCUACCGCAGAGAAUUUUGAAUCUGAUUCUACCAACGCCAACGUUCCACUCCGAUCCGGGCAAUCUAGCACCAGCCCUCCUCAUUCUCAAUCGUCUUCGGGGUCCCUGUCGGGUGCAGGGAACCGCGCAUGUGUAGUUUCUGGGACCUCGGAACAGUCAAAGCCAUUUACCUUCAACUUUUGGUCUCGCCCUUCUUAAGCGCACUACCUUCAGCAUUUUCCCCCCUUGUCACUUGUCUACUGUAUCUGCUACCGUUUGUCAUCGAAGCUAUGUACUAAUACUCCUACCUUCAGGUGAAGUCUAAGUCUACUUAAUAUCCAU
Marasmius oreades (fairy-ring Marasmius) is the source of this 2177-nucleotide messenger RNA. RefSeq lists its product as uncharacterized. The record is from RefSeq and is a predicted model, not a curated record. NCBI's taxonomy places the organism in Eukaryota, Fungi, Basidiomycota, Agaricomycetes, Agaricales, Marasmiaceae. The transcript has 5 exons. Bases 300 to 2054 code for a protein of 584 amino acids.